Molecule: messenger RNA, 1620 nt
Organism: Bombus pyrosoma
Lineage: Eukaryota; Metazoa; Arthropoda; Insecta; Hymenoptera; Apidae
Exons: 8
Biological process (GO): peptidoglycan catabolic process
Molecular function (GO): zinc ion binding; N-acetylmuramoyl-L-alanine amidase activity
Source: RefSeq, a predicted model, not a curated record
CAACUAUCUAGAGAAAGGAAGGGAUUAAAAGACCCAACAUACGCGUCCGAGGGGCUUCCCAGUCGCGUACAAUUUUCGUUUAAAAACCGACGCUCUUUCAUCAUUCCCAUUUAGUUCGACUUUUAACUACGAGCUAACGCGGUAUCGAGCAUUAUGGGGUCGCCUAUUUCUUUAGCAUUUGCGGUAUACGUUUCCAUGUUGCUCGCUUCGAUCGAAAAUGCCCUCGCAUUGCCAUUUCGUCAAACUAAUGUCGAAAGCGAAACCGCGGUGCCAAACAUCGUGAGCAGGCUGGAGUGGCAAGCCAGGCCACCGGUUGACCGAGUGCCGUUGGAAGUGACGCCGACACCUUACGUGGUCAUUCAUCACGGAGGCACAGCUAAACGCUGUUACGAUCAGAAAACCUGCUCUGCGAUCGUAAGGAGUUACCAAAACUUUCAUAUGGACGAUAGACAAUGGUUCGAUAUCGGUUACAACUUCGUUAUCGGCGAGGAUGGGAACGUUUACGAGGGUCGGGGCUGGGAUUACGUCGGGGCGCAUGCACCUGGUUACAACACUCAGAGCAUCGGAAUAUGCGUUAUCGGUGAUUUUAGCGAUAUUCUUCCCAAUGAAGUAGCUUUGAAGGCGGUGGACGCGUUGAUCAGUUACGGAGUAUCCCUUGGCAAAAUCAAUGAAGAUUAUCACGUGCUGGGACAUCGACAAGCCAGGAGUACUCUCUGUCCAGGCAAUGAAUUUUACAAGUACGUUCAGAAAUUUCCACGCUGGACUGACCAUCCUAUACCGAAACAUUGAACAACAUUGUCGUUGAUUAUCGUUGAACGAGCGAAAAUAUCGCGAGCAAGAAGAAAGAAAGCUAAUGCACUUGAAAAUGAAAUAUAUAUGACAAAGUUAAUAGCGGUGAUCCUGCUAGUCGUCAACUGUCAAGUGUUGUUUUGUGCUGUGCAUAAGACGCCUGAAGAGAAAAAAGACAAACCUAAAAUAGAUUAUUUCCAUUUGAAUAGAACAUUGAAGAGAAAUGUACGUCCAAGUAUAAUAUCAAGAUCCGAAUGGGGAGCCAACGCACCAAAGUCAACCCUUAGGAAUCUCGCGGAGGAGCCUGCUCCGUUCGUUAUAAUUCAUCAUUCAGCGUCUGACAGUUGCACGACUCGAGCGAUUUGUCAAGCCAGAGUGAGAAGUUUUCAGAACCAUCACAUGAACCAGAAAGGCUGGACGGACAUAGGUUACAAUUUUUUGGUUGGCGAAGAUGGAAACAUUUACGAAGGAAGAGGAUGGGGCAAACACGGUGCACAUUCCACGCCUUACAAUUCCAAGAGCAUCGGAAUUUGCAUGAUUGGCAAUUUUGUUGGUCAUAAUCCAAGCGUGGCUGCGAUAAAGGCAGUUAAGGAUUUGAUCGAGUACGGUGUAACGCUUGGGAAAAUACAAGAAAACUAUACGCUGCUUGGUCAUCGACAAACGACGUCAACUUCCUGUCCAGGCGACAGUCUCUAUCAACUGAUACAAACGUGGCCUCACUGGUCGUCGAUCUGAUAAUUCUUCAACGGAAAGCAUCGUUGCAUAAUCGAUUUAUUUUAGACGCUGUAUCGUACAUGUUUUCGAAGAGAAGUAAACGUUGUUCGCAUCGCA